GGGACGUUCCCCCGCGGCGCGGCCGCCCCCGAGCGCGUGUGGACGCCCGGCUCUUUCCUUGGCGUCUUCUGGAGCAUCUCGCCGGUCCUUCCACGUGGCCCGUUUUGCCUGGGCCUGCUGGGUUUCCCCGCCCGGCCGCUGGUUUGUGCGGCGUUUGUUUCUCUGCUGCCGGGUGCGAGGGGCAGUCAGCGUGGGUCUUCCCGGAGUAAACGGGCUGUUGUGCCACUGAACUGCGCUGUUUCAAACCUACAGAGCUCCUCAGCCUGGAUUAUGAGAAUGAAAGUGAUAACUCAGAAUAUUUCUAAGGAAGAACUAUGUUGUGAUAUGGAAGGAUUUGCAAGGGAGGCUCCAUGUUUUUCCAUUCUCAGUGAUGGUUGGGACUGUGUAAACCAGAAGAGACAUUUGAAGCAGUCAGCUUUAACUCCGGAGAAACUAGGAGCUCAAGAAGCAGUUUAUGAAUAUACUGGUGUUGGGGAGCAUUUGAGUGCACGCUCAGACUUGGUACCAUCUCAGAGAGUUCCUACAACAAAUGGUUUCUAUAUACAUGACUCACAUGUUCAGAGUUUGAAUUCUGAUCCAGUCUUACUUGAUUGUCCUAAAAAUUAUGCAAGUAAGAGAACUGGUGACAGUGAUGCCUGUGCUAAAGACUUUGACCACUCCAUGGAAGUUAUUCAGCUUGGAAGAAAUCAAAUGAAGGAGAAGCUCUUUAAUUACCCCGAAAGUGUUAUAUCUUUCAACCAUUUUACAUGCCUUGGUGAUACCAAAAAAAUGAAAAAAGGCAAGAAACUAUAUGAAAGUAAAGACAUCUUUACCCUGAGCUCCUCUGUGAAUGAACAUAGGAGGACUCACCCUGGAGAAAAAUCUCAUAAAUGUGCUGAAUGUGGAAAAUGCUUCAAACGAAACUCUUCUCUUGUUUUGCAUUAUCGAACUCAUACUGGAGAGAAACCUUAUAGCUGUAAUGAGUGUGGAAAAUCCUUCUCCAAGAACUACAAUCUGAUUGUACAUCAAAGGAUCCAUACAGGAGAGAAGCCGUAUAAGUGCAAUAAAUGUGGGAAAGCUUUCAGUGAUGGGUCAGCUCUGACACAACACCAGAGAAUUCACACGGGUGAGAAACCUUAUGAAUGUCUAGAAUGUGGGAAAACCUUUAACCGAAAUUCAUCCCUUAUUUUACAUCAAAGAACUCAUACAGGGGAAAAACCAUAUAGAUGUAAUGAGUGUGGGAAACCCUUUACUGACAUCUCUCAUCUCACAGUGUGCGCACAACUCCAUGGCUGUCGCCGU
This is a messenger RNA of Tupaia belangeri chinensis (Chinese tree shrew), 1281 nucleotides long. Its product is annotated as zinc finger protein 329-like. The record is from RefSeq and is a predicted model, not a curated record. Gene Ontology annotation, biological process: embryo development; regulation of transcription by RNA polymerase II. The transcript is spliced from 2 exons. The annotation marks the transcript as partial. Gene Ontology annotation, molecular function: DNA-binding transcription factor activity, RNA polymerase II-specific; RNA polymerase II transcription regulatory region sequence-specific DNA binding. Gene Ontology annotation, cellular component: nucleus. Lineage: Eukaryota; Metazoa; Chordata; Mammalia; Scandentia; Tupaiidae.